Messenger RNA from [Candida] anglica, 1824 nucleotides. NCBI's taxonomy places the organism in Eukaryota, Fungi, Ascomycota, Pichiomycetes, Serinales, Debaryomycetaceae. The record is from the annotation of a GenBank genome assembly.
AUGUACUCGAUUGGAAACGAACUUAAGGAUUCGUUCAAACCAACCAGCAAAUGGAUCAACAAUGGGAUAGAAUGGCUCACGGAUGUGGAGGAAUUCUAUCGAGAACGGGCGGUGAUUGAACAAGAGUAUGCUCUGAAAUUACAAAUGCUUGUCAAGAAACAUUUCGACAAGAAGGCCAAGGCUCUGGCGCUGCUCUCAGUCGGGGAUACGCCACAGAUCACCCCGGGGAGUUUGGAAUGUGCAUCAUUGGUGUUAUGGACCGAUGUAUUGACACAAACUGAAGCAAUUGCCCUGGAAAAAGUUCAACUUUCCAAGGAAUUUACCACCAAAGUGUCGGAUAACAUCAGUUCCUUGAAGGGGAAAUCUGGGAGAAUCGCCAAGAAAAUUGAACUGAUCAAUGAAUACUUGGGAGUUGAGAAGCAAAAGACCCUGGAUGACGUGGCCAGGGCCAAAAGACACUAUGAUUCACUCUGUCAGGCUACAGAGAAUGCCAGAACAAAGACCGAGAAGAGUGCCAGUGAAAAAUACACCAAGAAGUUGGCCGAGAAGGAGGUGGAGAUGAACAUUGGGAAAAAUGAAUAUCUUAUCAAUAUUAACGUUGCCAACCGAUUGAAGGAUAAAUAUUAUUAUCAAGACGUUCCUGAAUGUUUGGAUUAUUUCCAAGAGCUCAACGAGCUGAGGGUGGCUAUUUUAAACAAAUUAUUGAAGAAUGCAUCGAUUAUCGAGAGAAAUUCAUGUGAUCGAGUCAAAGAGAAAUUACAUGCCAUUGAUAGCACCAUUGAACAAAACGAUCCUAAAUUGGACACAGCCAUGUAUAUCAAGCAUAAUAUGAUCGAUUGGGCUGAGCCACAAGAUUUUUACUUUGUUCCCUGUGAAUUUUGGCAUGAUGAUGAGAGUUUAAUUACAAAGGAACCAGAACUUACAGAAUUGAAACGGAUGUUAAAUUCAGUUUCUGGACAAUAUACUCGAUACGAAGAGGCAUGUUUGAACACCAAACAACAACUAGAGGAAGCAACAACCGAGAGAAAGCGAGAUCUGGACAGUAGCACCAUCACCCUCAAGUUUGACGCUGCAUUAUAUAAAUCACUUUUAAUCUUGGAACAAUUUAUUAUGGAUGAUAGUAAAAGAGUACAAAGUGAAGUUAAGAUUGAAGUGAUUCAAAACUUUGCCGGAGAUAAGGAUUUAUCAUAUGUUGAACAAGAGAAGAAGAAAAAGUCAAGGUUUGGAUUUUUGAAGAGUGGAGGUCAACAUCAUGAAACGGGGAAUAAUAAUAUCGUUCCUGUCAAGAGUGCAAAUACUCACACCUCUUUGGGGGGAGUGUUCAAUUUGAGGAAAGGUAAGGAGACUAAAACUGGUGGUAAUGGUGGGGGGAACACGAACACGGCCAAGGCAUUAUUUGAAUACGUUGCCGCGGGCAAUGAUGAGGUAUCAUUAAGUCCCGGGGAAGCAUUGGAUGUGAUUGAGUUUGAUGAUGGUUCUGGAUGGACUUUGGUUAAGAGCAACGAUGGACAACAAGGGUUGGUACCCACCAGUUACAUAGAGGUGGCUGCACCAUCAACACAAGCCCACGCACCAAUAGUGGCCAAUGCUACAGGAGGGUCUACCAAGAAGGGACCUUCAGUGGCACCUAAACGCGGAGCCAAAAGAGUUCAAUACGUGGAAGCAUUGUAUGAUUAUGUUGCUGAUGGAGAUGAUGAGAUCAGCAUCCUGGCUGGAGAUCGGAUAGUAUUGAUCCAGGACGACACCGAUGGAAGUGGGUGGACCGAGGGUGAAUUGGGAGGAGUCAAGGGGAUGUUUCCAACCAGUUAUGUAAAGAAGGUGUAA